This is a messenger RNA of Daldinia vernicosa, 1218 nucleotides long. RefSeq lists its product as uncharacterized. Gene Ontology annotation, biological process: cytoskeleton-dependent cytokinesis. The record is from RefSeq and is a predicted model, not a curated record. NCBI's taxonomy places the organism in Eukaryota, Fungi, Ascomycota, Sordariomycetes, Xylariales, Hypoxylaceae. Bases 47 to 649 code for a protein of 200 amino acids. Gene Ontology annotation, cellular component: dynactin complex. The transcript has 2 exons.
UUCGUCACCGACUCGCUAGUUUUCAAUCAGUUAACAAACGCUCAUUAUGGACGCCAUGGAAUCGACUCUAGACAAUACGACUCUCUCUACGAUAUCUCUCCUCGAGACGCGACUCUUGCGUAUCGAGCAUUUACUAUAUGGCCAUACGGUUCAGCAACCCAAAGCAUCAGCUAUAAGGAGCAUGCAAGAACUAGAGCACCGGUUUGCGACUCUUCUUCAACGAAUGCGCGUUUAUGCCGAACUUCUUAAACUCUAUAAAUCUCAGCCAAGUCUCUUCCAGCCACCACCGCCAUCCCAACCACCCUCCGAUCUCCCGCCUGAAGCCGUACGCGCUAUUGUUCUCGCUGCCGCGUCCUCAUUCCCGGCUACAGCUUCCGCGCUCACGGCGAUAUCCGACACGCCGAUUCCAGACCCGGCGCACACGGCUACUCUAGCUGCCUUAUUACCAAAGAUGAAGGGAAUCGAGGCGACACAAAUAGCGCAGGCGGCCGAGAUUGCGGAGCUGAGAGCCCGCAGCGAGGUUGUUGUGCGCCGGUGGUACGAGCAUAAUGUUAUGAGCUACUCGAACUUCGUGGCGGGCGUCGAAAGCCGUGUUGAGAAUGCCGAGCGCAUCGUGAGAAGAGUAGAAAGGGCCAGGAAUGAGGUUUGAGGCAUAUGACCUAUGCCCAUGACGUUCCUAUGGGGGGUCGAAUACUAUUCCAAGUUAUUGUUGGCCUGCUCAUACUCUUCAUGUAGCUGCGUCUUUGAGACUAUGGGCCCGACUUGCUUUGUACGCGAUCCUACGAAGUCAAGGUCGAUUCGUACUAUGAAUAGGCGCAAAGUCUCGCAGCGGCGACGACGAAAUUGAAGGGCCCUGCCGCCACUGAGGGCUAAUAUUGGGAAGGGAUUUGGAGACUCUUCGAAUAGACGGAAACGAACAAUAAGGUUUGCCCGCUACAAAUACCUCUUCCGAUUUGUAGUGAUGUAUUCCAUUGUUUAGUUUCUAUGGCAUGGAAAUGCUAGUAACAAUGUUCAUUAUGGCUCUAUUCAAUCUUAGUAUUGAAGAUUAACAGGAGGGCAAUGGACAAGCAUAGCAUAGCCCCAGGAGUAUAGGAGUAUAAGUCACGUUAGACUGGAUUUAGUAUUCAUAUCUAAUAUUAUUCACAAUGAUGUAAAUUGAAGUAACACCUUAAAAUACCCUUAGUAUGUUAUUAAGUAAACCCUCAGAUUAGAUACUUA